AUGGAGUUGAGCAGGAGCGUGACCAUGGAUGUUUCUCUGAGCAUCCCUGCUGCCCGCGGCGUGGGCGACGACACCGACAGGAGGGCGCCUCGAAACUCGCCUUCCUUCAAGAUCGUGCCGCUGCACGACGAGAUGGCCAAGCCAUCCCCCGGCGGCCACGCGACCCUCGGCGCCGAAAGGGCGGCGGUGCUCCUCGUGAAGAAGGUGCUGGCGGAGCUGCUGGGGACGUUCUUGCUCCUCUUCGUCCUGCUGUCGGCGCUGAUCAUGAACGCGACCCACGACGGCGCCCUGGGCCUGCUGGGCGUGGCGGCGACGGCGGGGCUGGCCGUGACGGUGCUCGUGGCGUCGCUGGUCCACAUCUCCGGGGCCCACCUGAACCCGGCGAUAAGCGUCUCCAUGGCCGUGUACGGCUACCUCCCGCGCGCCCACCUCGCGCCCUACAUGGCCGCGCAGUUCCUAGGCGCCAUCGCCGCGUCCUUCGUGGCCAAGGCGGUCUACCACCCGGCGAACCCCGGCGCCAUUGUGGCCACCGUGCCCACGCUCGGCACCGCGGGGACCUUCUUGGUCGAGUUCCUCACCACCUUUGUCCUCCUCUUCGUAAUCGUCGCCCACGCCACCGAUCCCAAGGCGGUGAAGGAGCUGAUAGCAGUGGCAGCCGGGGCAGCAAUCAUGAUGAACGCCCUUAUCUCUGCGGAGUCAACGGGAGCGUCCAUGAAUCCGGCGAGGACGCUGGGGACGGCCAUCGCCACCGGGACGUACACCAAGAUCUGGGUCUACAUGGUGGCGCCGCCGCUCGGAGCCAUCGCCGGGACCGGGGCUUACAUUGCGCUCAAGCACUGA
Molecule: messenger RNA, 840 nt
Organism: Triticum turgidum subsp. durum (durum wheat)
Lineage: Eukaryota; Viridiplantae; Streptophyta; Magnoliopsida; Poales; Poaceae
Source: the annotation of a GenBank genome assembly